AUGUCCGGUCGCGGCAAGGGUGGAAAGGCGAAAUCAGGGGGAAAGGCCAAGUCCCGCUCUGCCCGUGCAGGACUCCAGUUCCCAGUUGGUCGUCUCCACCGGAUGCUGCGCAAAGGCAACUAUGCUGCUCGGAUCGGUGGUGGUGCACCCGUGUAUUUAGCUGCUGUGCUGGAGUACUUGGCCGCUGAAGUGUUGGAGUUAGCCGGAAAUGCCGCGAGGGACAACAAGAAGACCCGGAUCAAUCCACGCCAUCUACAACUAGCCGUACGAAACGAUGAGGAGUUGAACAAGUUGCUAUCUGGCGUUACAAUCGCACAAGGUGGUGUUUUGCCGAACAUUCAAGCAGUACUUCUUCCAAAGAAAUCCGCCGGUGAGAAAGAAUGA
Molecule: messenger RNA, 384 nt
Organism: Angiostrongylus costaricensis
Lineage: Eukaryota; Metazoa; Nematoda; Chromadorea; Rhabditida; Metastrongylidae
Source: the annotation of a GenBank genome assembly